Solea senegalensis (Senegalese sole) is the source of this 3438-nucleotide messenger RNA. RefSeq lists its product as uncharacterized. The transcript has 2 exons. NCBI's taxonomy places the organism in Eukaryota, Metazoa, Chordata, Actinopteri, Pleuronectiformes, Soleidae. The record is from RefSeq and is a predicted model, not a curated record. The coding region runs from base 1520 to 3157 and encodes 545 amino acids.
GAGAAUGACACACACACACACACCACUCACACGCUUACACCGCAGCAACAACACCAACUACUCACAGAUACUAUUGAAGUUUUACAGAGAAAAACUGAGUUUAAACCUAUAGGAACAUACACCAUGUAUGAUGACUCAAUGGUGCAGAAACUGCCCACUAUGAUUUUGAAUGUUGCAGGAAAAGAUGUUACAUUUAUGGUUGACUCGGGUGCAACACGCACAGUGUUAAAAUACUCUGAAAUACCUGAGGCCAAACUCAGUGGCAAUUUCAUGUAUUCCAUUGGUGCAUGUGGCACAACAGUGAAAGAGAACUAUACAUCUCCAAUUACGUGUUCUCAUCCUGAACCAUUUACUAAAGUAAAGCACUCAUUUUUGCUUUCCCAAGUCUGUCCAUUCAACUUGUUAGGACGAGACUUGAUGAUGGCUUUUGGCAUCGACCUGAUUUCGACACCAGAAGGAGUUAAAGCUGUGAGACGAACAACUCCACCCAAUCCUGAAGCCUAUAUAAUGGCUAAGUAUCAACCUGAUUUAAUCUCCUCGCUGCUCUACAUAUACCAAUGGAAAGUUGAGAGUGUUUUGGCUCCAUCUCUAACUGAACGUGCACAUGCACUGGUUAGCCCAACUGCAGCUUUCAUGCAGCCUGAGGCACUCCAUUGCACGUCACACGUGACAACUGACCUUGACAGAGACUAUGAAACUAAAUGGUGGACUGACAUCAAAGAUACUCUACUGACUGACUCUCUCUACUGGACAGACCUGCGAUGUGCACUUUCUGUCAGCUUAACAGCUGAACAACAACGAUUUUUUCUGAUUAACAAUUCACAUCCACAUAUUUCGCUUUCCAAAGGACAAACUGAUCAAUGGAGAGAUUUAGGUCCAUGGACAAAAUCAUGCAUUGAGCUCAAAGAUUGGCAAUCUACAUCUGACCCACAUGUGUCGUACUCGCCAAAGCUCUCUGAUGUAAAGAAACAGGUGAUCGCAGCCCUCCCUGUUCCAGCCAGUGGUCCCCUGCACCAGCUCGAACCAGGUGACUUUGUGGUCAUAAAAGACUUCAGGAGGAAGUCGUGGAGGAACAGGAGGUGGCAAGGUCCGUUCCAGAUCCUGCUGACAACCCACACUGCUGUGAAGGUCGCUGAGCGGGCUACCUGGAUCCACGCCAGCCACUGCAGAAAGGUUCCAGCACCCCCUGCUGGUUCUCCUGGAAAACUACAAACUCCAGAGGCUGCUAAGUAAGACUUUGCGUUCGUAACAGGCACGCAGGCGACCAAGGGUCCGAAGAAAGAAGACAACAAGUGGCGUGCAGACGUAGUUUCUGUGUCACCUUCGUGGGCGCAAGAAGACCUACACCACACCACACCCUACACGUGUUACACCAUUUCACUGUCUUUAUUUUUCACACAGUGACUCUCCCCAUACAAGUCUGUAUAUUUUUAUGUGCGGUUUUUAUCUAGUUUCUGUAAUUGUUAUAUUUGUUACGUUGUUGUUCGCACUACUCCCUUACCUCCUUGAUACAUAGGCCAUGGACCGUAACAGACCCUGGCAUCCGUUCAGACACCCAGGCCUGUGUGGUAUACGAGGCACUAUGUGUUGUUUCCUGUUUUUAACCUUGAUCAUUGUCCUUCCGAUUCUGUUUUUUCUGAGACCACAGCUCAUUCACCACUCACUUGACGCUAACACGAGUGAUACCAACCAGCUGGUUCACCGUCUUAAACGCACGCUCCUGACAAAUGACAGUCUCCAUGACCAUACGCAGAAUGUCUGGUACCAAACCAUGUUUUUCUUUGCUAAACAACAGACCAGUUCCCCUUGUUAUGUUUGUUCCUUGAUACCUCGCACUACCACUGGUUCACUCCCUGUUGUUCCUAGACCCCUCAAUGCGACUGAGACUCUUUCUGUGUUGGUAGCCAUGACAACAACUGCCACUGACACUGUUGACGAUUCGUGGAUAACAGUUAACAUGACUAGGCGACUGGCAAUGAUUAAUGAAACCUUAGUAGACUAUACGGGUUUGAAGUGGCGUUUUAAUCCUUCUUCUUUGCCACUUGGUAGUAGACAAACUCGCCUCUCCGCACCAGUUUUUCAUACACAAUUGGCACCCUGGAAACCAAAGGUCUGUUUCCGACGAAAUUGCAUUUCCCCUGGGACUGGAUGUGCACCUAAUGUUCCAGUUGGAACUUCUGCCCAUUGUGAGCAAGUUGUAAAUGCUGGCUGUGGGGUUCGUUCUUGCGGUGACCCAUGUCCAAACGCUGACGGCGUCCCAUUCAUUGGUAGAGCUAAUCUUACUGGGAUCCCUACUAAAACCAAUUCUUCAGUUACCAAUCCUUAUGUUAGACUUCCCAAUCCAACACUCGGUGCCAGUACUCUGAAAUCGCAUGUGUGGGUUUGUGGAAAGUAUGUUUAUCUUUUCCUCCCUCCACGUUGGUGUGGUCUUUGCUAUCUGGCUAAAUUGAUUCCUAAUUACAGACUGACCAAUAACCUUACUUACUUCAUCUCACAAUAUACGCACUACCAUGCUGGCCAUUUGGCUAAACGUGAUGUACGUGUCUCUGCUGGCAGUAAGUUCCUGGCCGCAAUCUUGCCUCAAUGGGGUACGGUGCAUUUAAGUCACCAUAUUGACACACUUGCCGUAGAUCUAGAGAAUUUGACUACAUUGACCACUCAAGGUUUUGAGGCCCUAUCCCCGGAAAUCCAAGCUCUCCGCGAUGUGGCCUUGCAGAACAGAAUGGCCCUGGAUCUUUUGUUAGCCUCUCAGGGUGGGGUGUGUCAUAUUAUUGGUUCAGAAUGUUGCACAUAUAUUCCCGACAAUACGGACAAUGUGACAGACACGAUCGUACACCUUAAUGACCUCCUUCGCACACAGCUCAGCCGUGACAGCCCUUCCCCCUCUUCUGGUUGGGACUGGUGGUCUUGGCUUACGUCCGGGGGAUGGAAGGCGUGGUUGAUGAAGCUUGGGCUGUUCUGUGUUUUUUUUACUGUGCUGUUUUUCCAGCUGUAUUAUUCCUAUGGUCAAGAAAAUUGUGGGCUCCUUGUUCUCGUUGCAGAUGACACGCUAUCACCUGCUUUCUGUCACUGCUUCUGCUCCCCAGGUGGCUUUGGACGACAUAGCUGCCACUUAUGUACUGACCAUAGACGCGAGCACAGACGACUCACACACUGAUGCUGACUCUGAUGCAUGUGUAUAAAGGAUUUUGUUUGACAGUAACCCAGUUCUCUCUUUGCUAUGCUCUACUCAGGAUGCUUUCAUCCACAAAAACAGCUUGCAACUUUUACCUUAAGGUUUUCCGUUGAAUUGUAUUCUGUGUGACGACUGAUCGUAAACCAGUUGGAAUGCUCAGUCUGAAGUUUUGAAUACUGUUCUUUUCUCCUAUUUGAUUGUCAUCUGGGAUUUGUUGUGUUAUAUUGUGUGUGCAUAUUUUGUUGAUUCUAUUGUUGAUUGUG